This is a messenger RNA of Aureobasidium musti, 378 nucleotides long. The record is from the annotation of a GenBank genome assembly. NCBI's taxonomy places the organism in Eukaryota, Fungi, Ascomycota, Dothideomycetes, Dothideales, Saccotheciaceae.
AUGGGUUUACCGACGGACCCUUCCACCCAGCACGACGCUGAUGAUCAUCCCUAUCCUUCCGACAUCGCCCUUCCUCCCUCUCGCACCAACACCUUUGAGUCUCCUGGCGAAUCUCCUUCAAGAACCUCUACGGACGCCGAAUCUCAGCUUGAAUUGGCCUCGCGUCACAGACACAAGCGCAGCCUGGAUGUCAAGGAUGAUCGCCCCUCCGACGCUCAAGUCUCACCCUCACGGGAUCGCUCUCGACCAAAUGGAAAGCAGUCCAACAGGACAUGCGCAAAGUGUGGCGGUCAUCUGACUGGCCAAUUCGUACGCGCUCUGGGCGGCACAUAUCACCUUGAGUGCUUUACAUGCCAUGUCCGUAGUGCUGAAACGUGA